GCGGUGGGGGGGGGGGGGCACGUGUGAGCGGCAGCCUGCCCGGCCGGGUGGCCGCACUGCCCUGUAGACGUCUCUGUUGGCAGCCCGCGUGGCGGAGGGACCGUCACUCAAAAGGCGUGACGUCCCGCCGCCGUGUCGGCUCGCGGUAGUCGGAGCGGCAGUGAGUUCGGAGCGGCUCCCGUCAGACGAGCGCGCGCCGACGCUGGAGGGCUAACGGCGGCACAGCAGCGCGCGCCGGCAGAGCGAGAGAGAGCGAGCCAGCGAGCGAGCGAGCCAGGUAGGAAGGAGGCAAGCGGGACGCGCCGCACGAGGGGCGCGUUUUUAAACAGUAUACCCCAGAUCCCAACAGCCCAACAACGAGCUGAAGGCGAGCGGCGAGCCACACCUCAUGCGUGGGCUCUCUGAGGGUCCGAGCGGCUACGGGUCUGACAAAAAUGGGUGUGCUCCAGCUCCACAACCCCACCCACCCCAGCAUGCUCCUGCAGCGGGCCAAUCAGAUGCGUCUGGCAGGCACGCUGUGUGACGUCAUCAUCACCGUGGACGGCCAGGAGUUCCCGGCGCACCGCACCAUCCUGGCCUGCACCAGCAAAAUGUUCGAGAUCCUGUUCCACCGUAGCAGCCUGCGCUACGCCCUGGACUUCCUAUCCCCAAAAACCUUCCAGCAGAUCCUGGAGUACGCAUAUACCGCCUCCCUCCAGGCCACGGCGGAGGACCUGGAUGACCUGCUGUAUGCUGCCGAGAUCCUGGAGAUCGAAUACUUGGAGGAGCAGUGCCUGAAGGUGUUGGAGACCAUCCAGUCAGAGGAGAACGAGGAGGUGACUGUGAGGAACCAUAGCUUUGCCGACCAUAGUGACCACGGCCGUGCCCGGCACUGGAGACACAUGCUGAUGUCCAAGAAGCAUUCCAUACAGGAUGGAACCACCUGCACCUCCCCUACUGCCCUCCACCAGUUAGCCCUGUACCACAUGACUGACAGGAGGUCUCCUGGUCUGCAGCCCGCAGGGGCGGCUUCUGUGACAAGCCCCAAGCCGGACGGAGAGAUCAACACAGAGAGCAUUAGUCCUCAACAGGCCUGGCAUCAAAGUCCAGGUGUGGCUGAGGCGCCAUCACUGGAUGUCACAAAGGGCAUCAAGUUGGAGAGCAUGCAGGUGGAUGAGGCCAAUGGCUGUGAGGGGAGAUCUUCCAGCAGAGGCCAGGGGAGUUGCGCAUCAGAGCAGCCCAGAGACGAGGGCCCAGGGACUCCGCUCCGAGGCAGCGUUAUCACCAGCGCCCGCGAGUUACACUCAGGCCAGGAAGACGGAGGGCAAACGGUGAACUCUCUCGACAGUUUCCCGGCCAUGGCCGAGAAACAUCUGGCUUCCCUGUACUCGUUUCCCUCCAACCACACGGGAGAGGCGAUGAUUCCUGUGUCUGUCUCGGUGGCCCCAUCCCUGGGCAUGCCCCUAGACCCAAGGGCCUACAGCGGCCUCCUGCACCAGGGCCUGCUCCACAGAGAGCUCCUCAGCCGGCUGGGUCAGUUUGCGGUGGGGAUGAGGCGCGAGGGUCAGGCCCAAAGCCAGCACUGCUGCGGUGAAUGUGGGCUUCAGCUGCACAGCCGACAGGCCAUGGAGCAACACAGGAGGCUGCACAACAGGGAGAAGGGCCAUGGCUGCGAGUACUGUGGCAAGCACUUCCAGGACAGCGUCCGGCUUCGCAUGCACAUGCUGUCUCAUACAGCGCCAGCGGAGGCACUGGUGUGUGAUCAGUGUGGAGCAACUUUCUCCUCAGAGGAUGCCCUGGAAGCCCACAGGCAAACACACACAGGGACUGACAUGGCAGUGUUCUGUCUGCUGUGUGCAAAGCGCUUCCAGACCCAGAAGGCCCUGCAGCAGCACAUGGAGGUGCAUGCAGGCAUGCACAGCUACAUCUGCAGCCACUGUGAGCGCCCCUUCCCCAGCCACACAACACUCAAAAGGCAUUUGAGGUCUCACACGGGUGACCACCCGUUCGAGUGCGAGUUCUGUGGGAGCUGCUUCAGAGACGACGGCACACUACGGGGGCACAAGCGCAUCCACACGGGGGAGAAGCCGUAUGAGUGCAACGGCUGCGGGAAGAGGUUCAGCCUUAAACACCAGCUAGAGACACACUACCGAGUACACACAGGUGAGAAGCCAUUUGAGUGUAAGCUGUGUCACCAGCGGUCCCGGGAUUACUCGGCUAUGAUCAAGCACCUGCGCACGCACAACGGAGCGUCCCCGUACCAGUGUACCAUCUGCCAGGAGUUCUGCCCCAGCCUGGCCGCCAUGCAGAAGCACAUGAAGGGCCACAAACCGGAAGAGGUGCCCCAAGACUGGAGGAUAGAAAAGACUUACCUCUACGUCUGUUACGUCUGAGCGGGACUUGGACACAAAAAAAUGCACAUUCUGACACACCCCCUCCCCCACCCCACCCCCAUACGCACACAGUAUGUACAGACCUACAUACCCGGCACGCGUGGUGAGGGCACAGCGACGUGCACAGCUGCAAACACAUGCUCAUACAUGCACAUGAGAAACUCACAAAACACACACACACACACACACACACACACAUACCGUAGCACACAUACCGUAGCGCACACAUGCACUCAUGCACAUUGUUUUUGAUAUAAGUUGUGUGUCCAGUGGGUCCUCUCUGGUUUAGAUGCAACGCCACAACAGUCUCACAACGGCUGCCCUCUUUGUGAGAACUCGCUAAACCACCGAGCAGCCUCAGUCCUCCCAUGUGGUCGUUGAAGGCUCGAUGCUGAAAACAAGAAAAGGCUCGAACCGGCGGGAAACGAGCAACAGCUCCAACCCCCGGUUUCCUCCGGCUUACCCGUUUUCUCCUGCUGGGCUUCUUUUGGGACUCGUGUGUCCCCCUGCAUGUUUUACUUGAACGGCCGCCAUGUUUUGACCUCACGCUCGAUCUCCAUUACCCGCCUCAUCGUUUCUCGCAGCGGCGCGCUACUUCCGGGCUCGUCGCCUCCCGCAGAAAAGCCGCGUUUCUCUCGCGUCGCGGCAGGUUUUUUUGCCCUUUUAUGUCUCGCGUUUCGUUACCAAAUAAUGUGCUGGUUUUCACCAUCCGGUCUUCGUCUGCUGGGCCUCUUCGCUAGCGGGGUAAAGCUGCAGCGCCUCACGCUUUGUUUCGGCCCUGCUGCGGGAAUCUCCUGUGUUGGCACGCCGUUAGUUCUCGUUUUCUGACGCCCACCCACAGGAUUUCCUUUACACGGCCGGCCGGCGGAGUGUUAUAAAAGCUACUAAAGGCCCCCCCCCUCCCCCGGCAUGGCUUUUACGUGUUUUUUAUUUACCAUUAUCUAUAGCGAAACGUCUUAUAAAUCACAGAAUUGGAAUUUUCUAGGAGACACGGUUGGAUUUUUUGUUUUUUUUUUGUUUUUUUUGUUGUUUUUUACAAAAUAUGUGAAGAAAAUUCUGACAUGGCGUGACCAUGAGCAGGUUACUGUCCGUCGUAGUGUGUCCGUAAUGUACCAACUGUCCCGGUAUCCUGUCCCUCCAUGUGAGCCUGACGCGGGCCUUAUAGAUAUAAAUAUGUUGUAUUUUUGUAUUGCAGUACUUUGCUAUCUGUUUACAUUUGGUAUGAUUUGAGAAGCGUCUCGGUGUGCGUUUUCUACGUCUGGUUCGAGACCCCCCCCUCCCCCCCCUCCCUCUGUGCCUCUUUUCUAAAUAGAGCGUCGAUGUGCUUGAGUACACGGGUCCGUGCUGUUGGUAGUUGUUACUGGUUGUUUGUUGUUACUUAAUUGAAAAAAAAAAGAAGAAAAAAAAAUGGACUGCCAUACACAUCCACUUGUCCGAGCGUUGCAGCUGCAAGCGGCAUACCGUGAUAGCGGUUUUGGGACGCUGACGCGGGUUCGAAACCGUUCCGGUGCACGCAUCCUCUGCAAAAAAAAAAGAAAAAAUGUUUUUUUGUUGACUCGGAACAGAUUUGAGAUCUAUCGAUUCUGCAGAAUUCUGGCGCCGGCGAGGAAUCGGCCCCGUCAGAGAAGCCAAUAACACUCGAUGCCAUGAACCAUCCCCCCUUCCCCCCCACAUUUGCUGUGUGUGUGUGUGUGUGUGUGUGUGUGUCUGUCCCCUGUGAACACGCACUGUAACGCAAACGAAUCUCCCCGGAGUGGACCAAAAGAAAUAGAGCACUUUUGUCUGAGAAGGGUUUUUAGUUUUGAUCUUUCUAUGUCGUGACGAUGCGGGUGUCCUUUUUUUUAAAAAAUUUUUAUUUGGUGUGUUCUAGAAGGGUGCGACUAGCGUUGUUUAGAUAAUGUCAAUGUUUGUCUACCUCAGGACCGGAUCGCGGCUCGACCUGGCGUCCAAUCAGGGUUGUUCUCCUUGCCAUGUGUACAGUAAAGCCCCUCUUCAUUACAGCUUUGUGACAGUGUGUGAACGUGUGUUGUCGGUGUGGAUUCAGGCACAACUCUGUGUGCGUCAGUGUUCUGUAGCAUGGUGGAAAAAAAAAAGAAAAAGAAUAAAACGAUUUGCUAUUUUAUGA
This is a messenger RNA of Lampris incognitus (smalleye Pacific opah), 4497 nucleotides long. It is a transcript of the gene zbtb16b, whose product is annotated as zinc finger and BTB domain containing 16b. The transcript is spliced from 7 exons. The coding region runs from base 435 to 2372 and encodes 645 amino acids. Lineage: Eukaryota; Metazoa; Chordata; Actinopteri; Lampriformes; Lampridae. Gene Ontology annotation, biological process: regulation of cytokine production; negative regulation of transcription by RNA polymerase II; regulation of immune system process. Gene Ontology annotation, molecular function: protein binding. The record is from RefSeq and is a predicted model, not a curated record.